Molecule: messenger RNA, 5898 nt
Organism: Sceloporus undulatus (fence lizard)
Lineage: Eukaryota; Metazoa; Chordata; Lepidosauria; Squamata; Phrynosomatidae
Gene: TAB3
Product: TGF-beta activated kinase 1 (MAP3K7) binding protein 3
Exons: 8
Coding region: 351-2417 (688 amino acids)
Cellular component (GO): extracellular exosome
Molecular function (GO): ubiquitin binding
Source: RefSeq, a predicted model, not a curated record
CGGGAGUCUCCUGCUGGAUCCCGGAAACGCUUCCCGGCCGCCUCCCGCGCGCCGGGCCGCCUCUUCCCUUCCCUUCCCCUCCUCCGUCCGCCUCAGAAGGGAAGGAAGGAAGGGGGCCCUCUCCCCGAGCCCCGCCAGGGAAGAUGGGCUGCCUCCUCCUGGGACCGGGCCCCCUCCGGCCAGCGAUAUGCGAUGCAAAUAACGUAUGGGAUUUGUGGUCAUCUUUAAGAAGUAGGGACAGGCAACUGAAGAAUGAGGAAACUUGGUGAACAUGCCUGAAGAUAAUAACCACUGGGAAGCUUGUUGAUGGGUAUUUCCUGAAAGUCUUGAACACAUAACACCCAUUGGGCAUGGCGCAGGGCAGCCAGCAGCUUGACAUGCAGGUGCUCCAUGACCUCCGGCAACGUUUCCCUGAGAUUCCAGAAGGUGUGGUAUCUCAGUGCAUGCUCCAGAAUAACAACAACAUUGAUGCUUGUUGUCGAGUCCUUGCACAAGAGAGUAACAAAUAUCUAUACAUGGAGUACCAUAGCCCAGAUGACACCCGAAUGAACAAGAACCGCCUUCUACAUAUUAACCUGGGCAUCCAUCCUCAUACCGGUUAUCAUGGAGGGGAUGGGGCUCAACUUAAUGGUGGUCGUACACUGGUACACAGUUCAAGUGAUGGACAUAUUGAUCCACAACGCACAGGAGGUAAACAGCUAAUAUGUUUAGUUCAAGAACCACAUUCUGCUCCAGCUGUUGUGGCAGCUUCUCCCAACUACAAUCCAUUUUUUUUGAAUGACCAGAAUAGAAAUGCAGCUACACCUCCUCCUCAGCCACCUCAGCAACCUUCUUCCAUGCAACCUGGAAUGAGUACAUCUGCUAUGCAAGGCCCUCCUCCUCCUCCUACAUAUAUGCACAUACCUCGGUACAGCACAAAUCCUAUAACUGUUACAGUGUCACAAAAUCUCCCUUCUGGACAGACUGUACCCAGAGCUUUACAAAUUCUUCCUCCAAUUCCAAGCAAUCCCUAUGGGAAUCCUGGAUCUCUCUACAUAAGACAGACGUCUCAAUGUUCAUCAGGCCGACAGACUCCUACUCAAAGUACGCAGUGGCAUUCAUCGCCACAAGGUCCAGUUCCACAUUACAGUCCACAUCCACUACCUAUCUACCCACACCAACAGAACUAUCAGCCUUCUCAGUAUUCGCCAAAACAGCCCCAGAUUCCUCAAUCACCUUUUCAGUCACCACCGGCUUCUCAGUGUCCUUCUCCUUUUGGCUCACCUCAGCAUCAAGUUCAGCCUACCCAAUUAAGUCAUCAAAGUUCCCAUGUGUUUAUGCCUCCCAGUCCUUCAACAGUGCUACCCCAUCCAUAUCAACAAACGCCCCAGACGUAUCAAAAACCAGGUGGACAUUCAGUAUCUUAUCUCCCAUAUGUUGGAUCCAAAGGCUCGAUGAACAAGAUAGAAAUUACAGUUGAGCCACCACAAAGACCUGGGACUGCAAUUAAUAGGAGCCCUUCUCCUAUAAGUAACCAGCCAUCACAACGGAAUCAGCACCCACUGUAUGCACCUGGUACUCCUCCUUCGAGUUCUCCUUCCAGAAGUAUGUCAGGUCAGCCCAAACCUCCUUAUAGUGUUAAUCCUGUAUAUAUAACAUACACACAGCCAGCUGGACCUGCAGGUGUACUUACUCAGUCCCCCCGAGUAAUGGUAUCUCAGCCAAAUCCAGCAGUUUUUAAAAUCACUGUAGGCCGAGCACCAGCUGAGAACCUUUUAAAUUUAGUGGACCAAGAAGAGCGUUCUGCAGCACCAGAACCCAUUCAGCCCAUUUCAGUUGUACCAGGAUCUGGAGGUGAAAGAGGAAGCCAUAAGUACCAGAGGAGUUCCAGUUCUGGAUCUGAUGACUAUGCUUAUACUCAAGCCUUAUUGUUACAUCAACGUGCAAGGAUGGAGAGGUUAGCAAAAGAACUGAAGUUUGAAAAUGAAGAACUUGAGAAACUGAAAGGCGAAGUGAACGGCAUGGAAUAUGAUCUUAUGCAACGGCGUCUGAGAAGAGUGAGCUGUACAACCUCUAUCCCAACACCUGAGGAGAUGACCAGAUUGCGGAGCGUGAAUAGGCAGCUUCAGAUAAAUGUUGACUGUACUCAGAAGGAAAUUGACCUUCUUCAGUCUAGAGGGAACUUUGACCCGAAAGCCAUGAGUAACUUCUAUGAUAAUAUAGAGCCUGGUCCUGUUGUGCCGCCAAAGCCAUGUAAGAAAGAGUUUAAAAGAAAAUCAUUCUCUGUAGACCAUCAGAACAGUUCCAAGCAAGCUCCACGAUCACAGCCAAGAGACGAAGACUUUGAAGGCGCUCCUUGGAAUUGUGACAGCUGUACCUUUUUGAACCAUCCAGCACUGAAUCGCUGUGAGCAGUGUGAAAUGCCACGGUAUGCCUGAAUCCAUACUGCUUUGGAUUAAAUCCACUCUGCUUUCGAUUAAAAUAAUGGGCUUUUGAGCACACAGCCAUAGAAGGAAAUGUGGGACACCUUUCAGUCCAUCUAAUAGGCAUUUGCCAGCCAAUCAUUUUCAAAUUAUAUGGGAGCUAUUCCCCCUCCCACUCAUGCUGCACUAAAGAUUAGUUUGGGGGGAAAGUACUCUUAUUCUACUGUGGUUAGCAAUGCUGAAAGGACAUCCUAAAUCCAAAACAGAUCUGCUUUGUGAAGAAUGUAUACAGGAAAGCAGGUGAUUGCUGCUGUUCUAGCCCUUAUAAUUACAUUUGCUGGGUAGUAGCCGUUAUAUAUAUUUUUUUAUAAGCAUUGAACUAUUACCUUGUGGUGUGAAGUGUUACAGGUAUCCAGAAAAACUGUGAAGAACCAGAGCUGUUAAUCUGACCACAGUAAACUGGGACACAAAGGCUCCCUGUGCUUCCAGAUUGUAAACUACUGAAGGGGGGAAGGGGUAUCAAAGAGCAAAAAAAAGGGGGGUAUUCAAAAAUGCUGCUUUUUUCAGGGUAAUUUAAGUCUACAUAAUUGCUGUUUUGAAGUUGUGAAUCAUGGUGAGGAGGGAGAAGUACUGUAUGAGCCUUAUUUAUAGAGUACAAUCAGAGGUGAUUUUACAAUCCCUUUUGCUUGUACAGCGCUCACCAAGACUUGUUAACACUGGUAACUAAGUAAUUAUACCAUAUUACAGAGGUAUGCAUGCUUUUAUUAGGCCUUUGUGUUUUAAAGCUAAAAGUAAAGUAUGCUUUUAUAAAUGGCGUUCCCUUCAAACUACUUGGUGACAGUAGAACGGACAUAUGCCAAAUGCAGAAUUAUUCCAAAUUCUCUUUGGAAAACUUGAGCUCAUCCAUCAUUAUGUAUGAGAUGUGUUGCACCCUGUUCCUUAGGCCUUUCAGCUUCCAAUUAUGUGAAGAAUUCAUAAUGUUUACAGCACAGAAGGUACUUUGUGCCCCCAUUCUGAUUUAGCUGAAAACUAGUAAUAUUAGCUCUUCAACAGAGGUUUAUUUGCACAUUGCCAAUAAACCAGUCUGUAUUAACUGCUAUGAGUUGCAGAUCUUGAAAUGUAGAAGGCAUUUCUAUUUCAAAUUCGGUCAAUUGAUGGACACCAAGAACACGCAAAAAAAAAAUUAUAUAUACAAGUACUUUUAUGCAUCUGAUUAUUAUAAACGUGAUGUUGGAUUUGAGUGCUUCACAUUUCUGAAUAAAGCACUCUCUUGUGAAGGUUUGUUGGUUUUUGAAGUAGUCACUCUAAAAUAAAACUGUGCAAGAGCAGCCAGGAUUGUUGUUUUUUUCUCUCUCCUUCUAAUAAAAUAUCGGUAUGGUGUGUUUAAUUUCUUACACAUUUAAAUUAUUCUGCUGCAAGCCCUUGCAAUAUUUGCAAACAGGAAUGUUACACAUCUGGCCAUGUUAAUGUUUUUGUUAUCAAUUGGUAUGUACAGAUAAUACAGAUUUGCUGUUCAAAGUGGAAUUUGAGUGUGAUGCUGAUGUUAAAUUCUUACUGAAGCAAUUUACGAUGAAAUAUCAGGGAGCACAAUGAAAUUAAAAGACUAAGAUUGUUUAAAAUUUUCACAUCAUUACAAAUAUGACCCUUGAAUGUGAGAGAAAGAUUUGAGAAUUAUGCUGCCCCAAUUUCAGCAUUAAAUUAUCAGAUGGGUUUUUUUCUUUGUCUUACAGUAUGGUAAAACAAGCAAUGAAAUAUUUCAUACGAAGCAUUCACUUUGUUAAGUAACAUUUUGUCUGCAGUAAUUCAGUAGCAUUUGUUAUGGUUUCAUACUGAUGCUUUUGCCCUUUUUGAUCAUAAGUUUCUGUUUGGCACUUAUUCUGCUGCCAUUGCAAAUAAAUUAUAGUAAACUACUAAAGAGCAGAAGUGGUAUGCACCAUUUUUUGACAUCAGCAUGACUCCAAGGAUUUUUGGUUGGGGAGGGGACAUUUACAAGGAUUGCAUGUAGCCUAUCAAGUCUGGGUGCAGUUCAUCUUAAGUGUGUGCUUUCUGGAGUCCAGCAGCAUAAUUAAAAUUCCUGAAAAGUCUUUGGUCUAUCCAUGCAGCACUGGAUACACAUGGCUUUCCUAUUUCAUACUGUGAGUGAAAACUGCUCAUAUGUGGAUUGCUCCGUUAUGUGUACACAGUAUUCUCUGAUUCACAGAAGAUAACAGGAAAGCCAUAUAUAUGUACUUAAGCUGGAUCUGUGGAGUCAUUCUUAUGGAGAUCCAGUUCCAUUUUACUCCCAAUUCAGUUGGCAAAGUACAAGAGAAGAUCACACCUUGUGGUGGAGGAGACAGUAGGUAGUAGUCAUGUUGAUUCAAAAGAAAAAAACUUGAAUCAGUUACUAUCUUUUGUUAGUUGUGCAAAAGACUGUUGUUCAUGUUUACUUGUAAAUAUCCUUUCAUUCUGUAAUACUAAUGAUAGCAAUGAAAUUAAUUUAAAUUUAAUUUGUAAGAGUUCUAUAUGGAUAUUAGAUAUCAACUUAUACAUAGAAGCCACUCGGGAAUAGGCGGCUCCAGCCAAAGUGGGCUUACGUUAUGCCAGAGUAAACAUUCAUUGCAUAUAAAUUUUCAUUUAUCUCCUUAUAUCGCUUGACAAUAGAAAAUGCACUGCGAUGUAUACAACUUUGGAAUGUGCACAUCUGAGUGGUGGGAUUUUGAGGCCAUCAUGAUUUUAUAAAAUGCACUACUUUUUAAUAAUAGCUGACUUUUCCUUGCCCAUUGUACUUGAGUAUUCUAUCUCAAUGUUCUUCAAAAUACUUCUGUUUAUAAAUGCCUAUUUUAUAUUUAACUGCUAUUAAGAUACCCCCGUUUCACAUAUAAAAUACAAAAGCCCCUCCAAGUUCUAGUCAAUAGAAUAGCUUGUGGAAAGUUGGAAUGUAGAGAACCAAAAUCAAAUCUAGUGCUUGAAUAUAUGAUUGAACCUCCAAGUUAGCUUAUUUGUGUAGGGAGGGGCUAAGAAGGUAAGAGAAAAUGUUUGUGAAAUAGAUCAAUGGAGAAGUGUGCUUGUGUGUCUAUGGUAUGUAUGUAUUUUUCCUUAUGGAAAUGUCUGAAGCAAGUGUAAUUUUUAAAGAGCUGGUCUCAGUCAUGCUACAGAGUCAUUUUCUCUCUGUUACUGUAUGCUCCAGUUAUGUGCCCUUCCUUCAUCUUUCUCACCUCUUCAGUUGUAAACUUGACUUGGACUUACAUGCUUUGAAAUUAUAGUUGGAAAUUUAAGCAUGUUUUAAAGAGAAAACAAAAAGAUUAAAUAAGCUUAUUAAUGGGAUUGUGUCCUUGGGUUUGCAAGCUUUUAACUCAAGUCUUUUUUUUUUUUUUAGCAUAGCCUGAAAUGUGAAAUCAGUUUACAGUCCAGUAUGAUGCAGCCAGAUGGCUUCUCAUUUCCUCUGUUACUUGCUCAGAUAAAAUGAGUUUACAGAGAGAUGACAAUGUACACAGAAAUAAAUGCAUAUUAUAGUCAA